This is a messenger RNA of Arvicanthis niloticus (Nile rat), 2924 nucleotides long. The record is from RefSeq and is a predicted model, not a curated record. Lineage: Eukaryota; Metazoa; Chordata; Mammalia; Rodentia; Muridae.
UGGCUCUCGCCCUCCGUCGGGGAAGCAUGGGGCUGCCCAGGCUGGUCUGCGCCUUCUUGUUCGCUGCCUGCUGCUGCUGUCGCCGCGCUACGGGUGUGCCAGGAGAGGAAAGGCAGCCCGCACCCACGCCCGACCUGGUGGAGGUAGAAGUGGGCAGCACGGCCCUUCUGAAGUGUGGCCCCCCACAUUCCUCAGCCAACUUCAGCCAUGUGGAAUGGUUUUUGAUUCACAAGGAGAGGCCCAUCCUCAUUUUCCGAGUGCACCAGGGCAAGGGCCAGAGUGAGCCUGGCGAAUAUGAGCACCGUCUUAGCCUCCACGGCUCAGGGGCUACUCUGGCCCUGAGUCAGGUCACUCCCCAGGAUGAGCGAAUGUUCCUGUGUAAGAAGAGCCGGCAGCCACGGCUCCAGGAUCACUAUGUUGAGCUUCGAGUCUUCAAAGCCCCAGAGGAGCCAACCAUCCAAGCCAAUGCCGUGGGCAUCCACGUGGACAGGGAAGAACUUAGGGAGGUGGCUACCUGUGUGGGAAGAAAUGGCUACCCCAUUCCUCAAGUCAUCUGGUACAAGAAUGGUCGGCCUUUGCGGGAGGAGGAGAGCGGAAUUCAUAUCCAGUCAUCGCAGAUUGUGGAGUCCAGUGGCUUGUACACCUUGAAGAGUGUUCUGAAUGCACGGCUAGUUAAGGAGGACAAAGAUGCCCAGUUUUACUGUGAACUCAGCUACCGGCUACCCAGUGGGAACCACAUGAAGGAAUCUAAGGAGGUCACUGUCCCUGUUUUCUACCCUGCAGAAAAAGUGUGGGUGGAGGUUGAGCCUGUGGGACUGCUGAAGGAAGGAGAUUAUGUGAAGAUCAGGUGUCUGACUGACGGCAACCCUCAACCCGACUUCACUAUCAACAAGAAGAACCCCAGCACUGGGGAGAUGGAUGAGGAAAGCACAGAUGAAAAUGGGCUCCUAUCCUUGGAGCCUGCCCAGAAGCACCACAGUGGGCUCUACCAAUGUCAGAGCCUGGACCUGGAGACUAUGACCACACUGUCAAGUGACCCCCUGGAGCUGUUGGUCAACUAUGUGUCUGAUGUUCGAGUGAAUCCAACUGCCCCUGAAGUUCAGGAAGGGGAUAGCCUUACACUGACCUGUGAGGCAGAGAGCAACCAAGACCUUGAAUUUGAGUGGCUGAGAGCCAAGACAGGCCAGCUGCUGGGAAAGGGGCCCGUCCUCCAGCUAAACCACGUGAAAAGGGAAGCAGGGGGAAGAUAUCUCUGCAUGGCAUCUGUCCCCAGAGUUCCUGGCUUGAAUCAUACACAGCUGGUCAACGUGGGCAUUUUUGGGUCCCCGUGGAUGGCAUUAAAAGAGAGGAAGGUGUGGGUGCAAGAGAAUGCAGUGCUGAAUCUGUCUUGUGAAGCUUCAGGACAUCCUCAGCCCACCAUCUUCUGGAAUGUCAACGGCUCGGCAACUGAAUGGAACCCAGAUCCACAGACAGUAGUGAGCACCUUGAAUGUCCUUGUGACCCCGCAGCUUCUGGAGACAGGUGCAGAAUGCACAGCCUCCAACUCCCUGGGCUCGAAUACCACCAUCAUCGUUCUGAAACUGGUCACUUUAACCACCCUCACACCCGACUCCAGCCAAACCACUGGCCUCAGCACCCCCACAGUCAGUCCUCACACCAGAGCCAACAGCACCUCCACAGAGAAAAAGCUGCCACAGCCAGAGAGCAAAGGUGUGGUCAUCGUGGCUGUGAUCGUGUGCACCCUGGUGCUUGCUGUCCUGGGCGCUACACUCUAUUACUGCUACAAGAAGGGCAAACUGCCAUGUGGACGCUCAGGAAAACAAGAGAUCACGCUGCCCCCGACUCGUAAGAGUGAAUUUGUAGUUGAAGUUAAGUCAGAUAAGCUCCCAGAAGAGAUGGCUCUCCUUCAGGGCAGCAACGGUGACAAGAGGGCUCCAGGAGACCAGGGAGAGAAGUACAUCGAUCUGAGGCAUUAGCUGACUCACCAGUGUUUCCGGCCCCUGCUCAGUCUUCACCUCAAGGACAGUGUGUGUGUGUGUGUGUGUGGGGGGGGGGGUGAAUCCUCACUCAAUUUCCCUGCAGACCGGGUCCAGAGAGCUAAGAGCUGGGACAAGAGUCAUCUGGAGGAUCUCACUUGGCCAUGGAGGCCUGGUUUUAGAGACCAAGUCCUCCUCUGUGUCCACUAAACGAUGCUUAUCCCAAGGGGCCUGUCUCCCAGGGUUUUCUUUUCCCUCCCUUACACAGCCAGUGGUUGGACAUCCUUCUCCUGCCGUCAGCGGUGUGGGCCUGCCUCUCUGAGCUUAUCCCCCCUCACAGGCUGUCUUUGUGUUAGCUGUAUCACAUGAUACAGGACCUGGGCACAUGGUCACAUUAUUCGGUUCACAUUGGUCCUCCCGAGAACCUCACAGUCCGGGGGUGGCUACUUUUGUACCUUCCUGCCUGCUACUAACUCAGGGUCUCAUUUGGAACAUUUUUCCUUUGGGUGAAGUCAGGAACAGGUGUUAGGCCUUCAGACACAUCCCCGAGGAAGGAAGCUUGGCACUCUUUCUGAUUUUUGUUGUUUUGUUUUCUUUGAAGGCUACUGAGCCCAUGCUUCCCGCACUCCCUUAGUGGGUAAUGGGAAAUGGAAAGAUGAGAGACAGGAUAGAGAGGUCUACUGUUCACAGGGAUCAGGCUUCUAGGUAUGUUAGUACCAAAUUUCUACAUGUGAGCUUUGGGGCCUAGGUCCUAAGAGAGCCCAAGUGGGAGAAUGGGACUUAGGAGAUAAAAACCUGGCCUGGCAGAAGCUUUUGAGGUAUGUGUGUAUCUGUGUGUAUGUGUGUGUGUGUAUGUAUAUACAUAUAUAUGUAUAUGUGAUUUUGUCUGUAAAUUUGCAAAUUAUUUCCUUUUAUAUGUGUGUUAGAAAAAUAAAGAGUUAUUGUCCC